This is a messenger RNA of Papilio polytes (common Mormon), 6619 nucleotides long. RefSeq names its product transcription elongation factor SPT6 (gene Spt6). Gene Ontology annotation, molecular function: nucleosome binding; DNA binding; histone binding. Gene Ontology annotation, cellular component: transcription elongation factor complex. The record is from RefSeq and is a predicted model, not a curated record. Lineage: Eukaryota; Metazoa; Arthropoda; Insecta; Lepidoptera; Papilionidae. Gene Ontology annotation, biological process: transcription elongation-coupled chromatin remodeling; positive regulation of transcription elongation by RNA polymerase II; mRNA transcription by RNA polymerase II. The transcript is spliced from 24 exons. Bases 155 to 5419 code for a protein of 1754 amino acids.
UUUGCGGACAGGCAUAGAGAAUAGAGAAAAAUACGAUAUGUCUACUGAUUUCUUUUCGUAAUUAUUAUUUUGGUUUAGGUUUUAAUUUGUGUAAGUUAUAGUUUUUGUGAAUUAUUUUAGUCAAGAACGUUAAAUAGUUUCAUAAAAGUUAAAAAUGGCAGACUUCUUGGAAUCGGAAGCAGAGGAGAGCGAGUUGGAUUCUGAAGAAGAUGAGCAGCCCACAGAACGUAAAAAGCCGAAACGUAAAGCUGCUGUUCAAAGCGAUGACGAGGACGAAGAAGAAGAAGAUGAUGAGGAGCGUCUUCGGGAGGAGUUAAAAGAUUUGAUUGACGAUGCCCCAAUUGAAGAGGAUAGUGAUGGAGAGGACUCGGACGCUAGUGUCGGACCAAAGAAGAGAAAAAAAAGUGAUGAUGAGUUGGAUGACAGAUUGGAAGAUGAAGAUUAUGACCUUAUUGAGGAGAAUCUUGGAGUUAAAGUUGCAAGAAAUAAGUUUAAGCGUUUGCGACGCUUAGAGGAUGAUGACAGUGAUAAUGAGGGUGCAGAUGAUCCAGAUUUGGAACGAGAAGUAAUUGCAGAAAAGCUCUUUGUUGGAGGAUCUGAUGAGGAGGAUGAAAAUCGUUCCGAGUCCGCGGCGCCGCGUGAAGUGGAAUACGAUGAUGAGAAUGACGAGUUGGAAUCAGACGCCGAUGAUUUUAUAGUGGACGACGACGGUCGGCCUAUCGCUGAACGUAAGAAGAAACGGAAGCCAAUCUUCACAGAUGCUUCCCUUCAAGAAGGUCAAGAUAUAUUUGGUGUUGAUUUUGACUAUGACGAAUUUGAGAAAUAUGGUGAAGAAGAUUAUGAAGACGAGGAGGAUGAAGAUCUUGAUGAAUAUAUUGAAGAUGAAGAAGAUGAAGAUGGUGAAAGAAGAAGGACUAAGAAAGGCAAGGCUAAACGUCCAAGUAAAAAAUCCAUAUUUGAAAUUUAUGAGCCGAGCGAAUUGAAGAGGAGUCAUUUCACUGAUUUGGAUAAUGAGAUACGAAAAACGGAUGUACCAGAGCGUAUGCAGAUCCGUGAAGUACCAAUAACGCCGGUGGAAGAGGGUAGUACAGAAUUAGAAGAUGAGGCGGAGUGGAUAUACAAACAGGCGUUUCUUAAAGCGCCUGUCUCAAAGGCUGAUUCACAGGAAGCGCGAGAAAGGACUCGAAGAGGUUCAAGUACUGUUGUGAAGAUCCGUCAAGCGUUAGACUUUAUGAGAAACCAGACAUUGGAAGUUCCAUUUAUUGCGUUCUAUCGUAAAGAGUAUGUGCAGCCUGAACUAAGCAUUAAUGACUUGUGGAAGGUGUACAAAUAUGACGCUAAGUGGUGCCAGUUAAAGCAACGUAAAGAGAAUCUUCUUAAAUUAUUGGAGAACAUGCGUGACUUCCAACUGGACAAGGUGAUGGCCAACCCCGACGCCCCCAUUCCUGAGAACAUGCGCCUCAUCAGGGACGAAGACAUUGAAAGAUUAAAAAACGUGCAAACUCCAGAAGAGCUGCGCGACGUCCACACGCACUUCCUGCUCUACUACUCCAACGACCUGCCGGAGAUGCAGAAAGUGCAGCGCGCUAAAGAGAGACAGAAGGAACUGGAAGAGAAGAAGCGAGCAGCUCGUGAAGAAGCCGAGCGGAACGGCGAGGACCCGGAGGAGGCGGCGGCGGCGGCGGAGGCGGCGCUGCCGGAGGAGGCGGCGCCGCAGCACGACAUGAAGUACGCCGUGCGCUCCGGCCCGUACGAGCUCUGCAGGAAGGCCGGCAUUGAGCCGUUGGUGAAGAUGUUCGGUCUGACGCCGGAGCAGUUCGCGGAGAACGUGCGCGACAACUACCAGCGGCACGAGGUGGAGCAGCCCGCGGUGCCGCCGCUGGAGGCCGCCGCACCAUAUUGCGGUGCGAGCGGCUCCGCGGCGGAGGUGGUGCGGCGCGCGGUGUACAUGUGCGGGGUGCAGCUGGCGCGCGAGCCGCUGCUGCGCGGCGCGCUGCGGGACGCGCUGCGCGAGCGCGCCACGCUCUCGGUGCGCCCCACGCCGCGCGGACUUAAAGAGAUCGAUGAGAGUCAUGCAUGCUAUAGCUUAAAGUAUUUGAAGAAGAAGCCGGUGCGCGACCUGACGGGCGACCAGUUCCUGAAGCUGUCGAUGGCGGCGGAGGACCGGCUGCUGGAGGUGAAGAUCAGCGAGCAGAUCGAGGGCAACACCAGUCCUAGCUACAUCGAGGAACUCAAACAGCUCUAUCAGAAGGACGAGUUCGCGGCGACGGUGCAGGCGUGGAACGAGGUGCGCGCGGAGGCGGUGGGCCUGGCGCUCGGCAAGAUCGUGCUGCCCGAGCUGCGCCGCGAGCUGCACGCGCUGCUGCUGCAGGAGGCCAAGGAACACGUGCUUAAGUGUUGCCGACGUCGCCUUUACGAUUGGUUAAAGGUGGCCCCAUACGAGUCGCGAGUGUCGGAUGAUGAUGACGACGAGUGGGACGCAUCCAAUGGUCUGCGCGUGUUAUCGAUCGCGUACGUGCCGGACCGCGCGCAGUGCGCGUUCGCGUGCGUGGUGUCCGGCGGCGGCGAGGUGGCGGACCACCUGCGCCUGCCGCACCUCAUGUACCGCCGCAACGCGUGGGACGCCGCAGAGCGACAGAACAAGGAGGCUGAUAUGACUGCGUUACGCAGGUUCAUCCUGCGCAAGAAGCCGCACGUGGUGGUGAUAGGCGGGGAGUCGCGCGAGGCGCUCAACGUGAAGGCGGACGUGGCGGACUGCGUGCAGCGACUAGUCGACGACGACCAGUUCCCGCGCAUUCCCAUUGAGAUCGCGGAUAACCACAUCAGCAAGAUAUACAGCAACAGUAUACGCGGCAGGAACGACUUCAGAGAAUAUCCCGACAUGUUACGUCAAGCUAUCUGUCAAGGUCGGCUUCUACAAGACCCGCUAAUGGAAAUAUCUCAGCUUUGUGGACCGGAUGAGGAAAUUCUAUGUCUCAGAUAUCAUCCUCUGCAAGAUCAGAUCAGCAAAGAAGAUCUACUCGAGGGUAUUGAACUGGAAUUCGUGAAUCGAGUGAACGAAGUGGGCGUGGAUGUGAACGAGGCGAUCUUAACCGGUCGCGGUACGGAGCUGCUGCAGUUCGUCUGCGGCUUGGGGCCGAGGAAGGCUCAAGCGCUGAUCAAACUCUUCAAACAAACCAAUCAGAAACUCGAGAACAGAACUCAGCUGGUCACAGUAUGUCAUAUGGGUCCGAAAGUCUUCAUAAACUGUUCAGGCUUCAUCAAAAUAGACACGAGCAGUCUCGGAGACAGCACGGAAGCCUACAUUGAAGUGUUAGAUGGGUCCCGAGUUCACCCGGAAACGUACGAAUGGGCUCGUAAAAUGGCAGUCGAUGCUUUGGAAUACGAAGACGAGGAUGCGAAUCCAGCUGGUGCACUAGAAGAAAUUUUGGAAGCACCAGAACGGUUGAAAGACUUGGACCUCGAUGCCUUCGCUGAAGAACUGGAGCGGCAAGGGUUCGGCAAUAAGAGUAUAACGCUGUACGAUAUACGAGCGGAAUUGAACUCUAGGUACAAGGAUCUUAGGGUUUCUUAUCGUACGCCAACCGCUGAGGAACUGUUUGAUAUUUUGACAAAAGAGACGCCCGAAACAUUCUACGUCGGCAAGAUGGUGUUAGCCUCGGUGAUUGGUAUUUCACACAGGAAGCCGCAGAGGGAGAUGCUGGACCAGGCCAACCCUGUCAGGAAUGAUGAGACUGGUCUAUGGGAAUGUCCUUUUUGUCAUAAAAAUGAUUUCCCUGAAUUAUCUGAGGUGUGGAACCAUUUCGACGCGGGCGCGUGUCCCGGGCAGGCGACGGGCGUGCGCAUCCGGCUGGACAACGGCGUGUCGGGCUACAUACACAUCAAGAACCUGUCGGACCGCCACGUCGCAGACCCCACCGAGCGCGUGCGCAUCGGGCAGACCGUGCACUGCCGCCUGCUCAAGAUCGAUGUCGAGCGAUUCUCCGUCGACUGCACAUCCAAGUCCUCCGACUUGGUCGAUAAAAAUAAUGAAUGGAGGCCUUCAAAAGACCCAUACUACGACCAGGAGUCUGAAGAUAAGGAUGUGCGAAAGGACACGGAGGCGAAGCAGACCAAGGAGCGCAUGCAGUACGUGAAGCGAGUGAUCGUGCACCCCGCCUUCCAGAACAUCUCCUUUGCAGAGGCCGAAAAGUUGAUGGAGAACAUGGCCCAGGGCGAAGUUAUCGUACGACCCAGCAGUAAGGGCUCCGAUCAUUUGACAGUCACAUGGAAAGUGGCCGAGGGAAUCUGUCAACAUAUCGACGUUAGAGAGGAAGGAAAAGAAAAUGCAUUCUCACUAGGUCGAAGUCUAUGGAUACAGGGUUCGGAAUUUGAAGAUUUAGACGAAAUUAUAGCUCGCUAUGUGACUCCAAUGGCGGGACACGCGCGCGACCUCAUCUCAUACAAGUACUACAAACCGGUGGGCGGAAUGAGGGAUAAGGCGGAGGAGUGGCUCAAGGAGGAAAAAGCCAAGAACCCUAACAAAAUACACUACGUUAUUUCUGCUGCCAAAAAUCAUCCCGGACGAUUUCUGCUCUCGUACCUGCCCCGCGCUCGCUGCACGCACGAGUACGUAUCGGUGACGCCGGACGGAUACAAGUUCCGCCAGAGGAUGUUCGAUUCUCUCGGGGGGCUGCUGAAGUGGUUCAAGGAACACUUCAGAGAUCCCCCGCCGUCCGGCACGCCGGCGCAGCGCACGCCCGCCAUGCGCACCCCGCACGGCAUGACCUCCAUGUACCACACGCCCGCCGCGCACACGCCCGCCUUCCACACGCCCGCGCACACGCCCGGCCCUGCCUACAUCAACACGCCCUACACGCCCUCCGCGCAGACGCCCUACAUGACGCCCUUCGCGACUACUCCGCGACAGCCCGACUUCCUCACGCCGGCGGUGCCCAGGCACAAGCCCACGCCCGCCGUGCCGAUAUAUUCGGAGCCCUCCGACUGGCAGAAGGCGGCGGAGGACUGGGUGCGGCACAGGACCGGCCGCGACACGCCCUCCACCCCGCGCAGCAGCGAGGGCAUGCCCACCCCGCGACACGAUAUACGCACGCCGCGCCACGACAACCGCACGCCGCGACACGACAAUCGCACGCCGCGGCACGACGCGCGUACGCCGCGCCACGAGUCGCGCACCCCGCGCCACGAGUCCCGCUCGCACGGCCACGGGGACAGGCACGGCCAUAGUCACGGCCACGGCCACAGCCACGACCAUGACCGCGACCGCGACCGCGACCGUGACCGUGACCGCGACCGCGACCGCGGCCACAGCUCCGGCAGGUCGUCGCGAUCGCAUUCCGUCCGCUCCACCCCGCACACCAACACCUCGCCGCGCUCCAUGUCGCUGGGAGAUGCCACGCCGCUAUACGACGAGAAUUAGAACUAAGACUGAACAGUUUUUUUUUUUACCCGAAUUUAUUUUAGGCCAGACUAAAGAUGACCGAUGUUGUUAAGUAGCUAUUGAAAAUGACGCUGAUGUUAUUCAGACGUCAAAUCAUGUCCAAAUAAACAAAAUAAAACUGAUAAAAAUUUAGCCUUAACGCAGUUUAAAAAAAUAGCUAUUAUUCAAUUCUGUGAAAAAAUAAACUAUGAAGAAAUAGUUAAAUGAUAUGAUUGUUGAUGUUUACGUAUUAUGUUCAGUACGUAAAAUAAUUAUAUAAGGAAUGCUAUAGUUAUAAUACCGAUGGAUAUGUAUGAAACAAAAUAGUAUAGUUUUUAUAUCAAUGAAAAUUAUGGAGUAAAGAUAUAUGAAAUUUCAUGUCAGUGAGACACAAUGUAGAUCUAUGGGGAAAUGACUUAAGUCGUAUUUCUAUGCAAGAACUGUUAAUAAACUGGUACCAGGUCGGUAAGUCCAUAAUAAAACAGAAUUAAAAAAAAAUUAAAAAGAAAAUAAACUAAAACCAUCCUCCAUAAGGUCUUGAACCAAACUCAUCGAAAGAAUUAUAAAAUGCUUCAAAUAAACGGUGAUACAGAAAUUAUUGAGCUUGCUGUGGCUUAUGCGUAUAUCAUUUUUACGAAUAAUUUGUAAACGAAUUCCACUUUAAAAUACUCGUACAAAAACAUACUAUCUCACAAAUAUGUUUUUCUACAUAUUUGGUCAGUGGACAGUUCUCACCUAAAUCGUAUGCAUGCAUUAAUUAUUUACUAAAUACCAGAUUAAAAUAAUACAUGGACUAUAAUCUAAUGUUACCAUUGUCUUUCAAUAUAAAUAGCCAAUUAUCUAUUACCUGAUGCAAAUUGUAUAUUUUAGAUCGUUAGAUUUUUAUAAUGAGAUAAGCUAACUUUGUUAAUGAAUAUCAAUUUGGCAAUAAUUUAUUAAUUAGCAAAAUGGUGAGUUUAACUCUCGGAACACUUAUAUUGCUAUAUCGUUUGUUCUCGUUGAGAUAAACAGGGACAGCAAUAAUAUAGUGUUUAGAGGAAAUUUCACUCAAAUACCUUACUGGUAUGUGUUGAUGUUCUUUUGCUUUGGAGUACAGGAUUUAUUUAGAUAGCUACAUUCAAUUAUUACAGUCUGUAGGAUGACAAGAUAAUUUAUUUAAGCCUUGCGGGAAACAACUCUAAUAAAAUUAUGACAAACUUA